Molecule: messenger RNA, 3571 nt
Organism: Gastrolobium bilobum
Lineage: Eukaryota; Viridiplantae; Streptophyta; Magnoliopsida; Fabales; Fabaceae
Exons: 24
Coding region: 238-2916 (892 amino acids)
Biological process (GO): protein dephosphorylation
Cellular component (GO): nucleoplasm; protein phosphatase 4 complex
Molecular function (GO): protein phosphatase activator activity
Source: RefSeq, a predicted model, not a curated record
CUUGCGCGGAGAAUAUUAAAAAGGAGAGAGAAAGAAGAGAGAGAGAGAGAGUCGAAAGUUCGCGAUGCUACGUCGUCAAUGGCGGUUAGGGUUUUCUGUUGAUUCCCUGAAGCUUGAUUCCCUUGCAGCAAUUGUUUUCUCCUCUCUUAUUCUCCUUGCCCUCAAAACCCUAAGUUGAAGCCCAUCAAAAUUCAGUAUCACUGCUUUGUUUUUGCUUUGAGAUUUUGAGUUGCUGUGAUGGGCGCGCCGGAGAAAUCGCAGUCCAACGCUAAUUCGAUGCAGCGUGUCAAGGUCUACCGUCUGAAUGAUGAUGGGAAAUGGGAUGACCAGGGUACUGGGCACGUUACUGUUAAUUAUUUGGAGCGAUCAGAAGGGCUGGGUUUAUUUGUUUAUGAUGAAGACGACAAUGAGACCAUACUUUUGCAUCGCCUCACUUCUGAUGAUAUUUAUAGGAAACAAGAAGAUACAAUUAUUUCAUGGAGAGAUCCAGAAUAUGCUACAGAACUGGCACUUAGCUUUCAAGAGAGUGGUGGAUGCUCUUACAUAUGGGACCAUAUUUGCAGUGUGCAAAGGAAUAUGCAUUUUAAUACUUUAAAUAGUGAGGCAUUUCACAGUGUAAACAGUGAGUUAAGGGAGCUGCCUUCAGUUGAGUUGUCGACCCUUCCUUUGAUUCUUAAGACUCUGGUUGAGAGUGGCAUUGUUGAUCAGUUGCGGCUUACUGAACUAAUAUUAAGUGAUCAAGACUUUUUUCGAAAGCUCAUGGAAGUAUUCAGAGUUUGUGAAGACUUGGAAAAUAUGGAUGGCCUUCACAUGAUUUUCAAAAUAGUCAAAGGCAUCAUUAUGCUCAAUAGUACACAAAUUUUUGAGAGAAUAUUCAGUGAUGAAUUUAUGAUGGACAUUAUUGGUGCCCUUGAGUAUGAUCCAGAGGUUCCUCAUGUUCAUCAUCAUCGUAAAUUCUUGAAGGAGCAUGUUAUUUUUAAGGAGGCUAUACCUAUAAAAGAUACAAUUGUGUUGUCAAAAAUACAUCAGACAUAUAGAGUUGGUUUUUUAAAGGAUGUUAUCUUGGCUAGAGUAUUGGAUGAGGCUACUGUUGCAAAUCUCAAUUCCAUCAUACAUGCAAACAAUGCCAUUGUUGUUUCUUUAUUGAAGGAUGAUAGCACAUUUAUCCAGGAGUUGUUUGCUAGGUUAAAAUCCCCCACCACCUCUCCUGAGUCAAAGAAAAAUAUGGUCCAUUUCUUGCAUGAAUUUUGUAGUUUAAGCAAGAGCUUACAGAUGGUACAGCAGCUUCGGCUUUUUAGGGAUCUAAUGAAUGAGGGCAUCUUUGACAUUGUCACUGAUGUCUUGCAAAGUCAAGACAAGAAGUUUGUGCUUACUGGAACAGAUAUCCUGAUUCUAUUCUUGAAUCAGGAUCCUAAUCUUCUGCGAUCCUAUGUUGUUCGGCAGGAAGGAAUUACUCUUCUUGGAUUGUUGGUUAGAGGAAUGAUAACGGAUUUUGGAGAUGACAUGCAUUGCCAGUUUCUUGAGAUUCUUCGCAGUCUAUUGGACUCGUGCACGUUGUCUGGAGCACAGAGGGACACUAUUAUUGACAUUUUCUACGAGAAGCAUCUGGGUCAACUAAUGGAAGUGAUAACAGCAUCAUGUCCUUCAGAAAAUGUUGCUCAUGCGAGAACCAAAACAAUAGAUCCUGGCCAAGGAGUUCAGUAUCAGAGUGGGACAAAGCCAGAGAUACUAUCAAACAUAUGUGAAUUACUUGCCUUUUGUGUCCUACAUCAUCCAUACAGGAUAAAGUGCAACUUUCUCGUAAAUAAUGUGAUUGAUAAAAUUUUGUUACUGACAAGGAGAAGAGAAAAAUACCUAGUUGUUGGUGCUGUCCGGUUUGUUCGGACUAUUCUCUCACGUCAUGAUGAGCAUCUGAUAAAUCAUUUUGUUAGAAACAACCUUCUCAAGCCAAUUGUAGAUGCCUUUGUUGCUGAUGGCAAUCGCUACAAUCUGCUCAAUUCUGCAGUUCUUGAACUUUUUGAGUAUAUUCGCAAGGAGAAUAUGAAAUUAUUGCUGAAAUAUAUAGUUGAUUCUUUCUGGGACCAGCUAGUGAAAUUUGAGUAUUUAGCUUCCGUUCAUUCACUGAAAGUAAAAUAUGAGCAGUUCUUGAGAUUACGUGCUUGCUUGCAGUGUUUGGAUGAUGAUGGGACAAAAGCUACUGUAAUGUUAUCUGACCUUCGAAGACGACUUGAUGAGCGUGCUCUGGAGAAAGAAGAGGAAGACUACUUUAAUGAGGACAGCGAUGAGGAGGAUACAACCUCUGCAUCUAUUUCACGUAAUCAGAAAGGGCAACAACAUCAACCUGUGUUAUCCAAUGGAGUUACUGUUAGCUACUCACAGUUAAGUCCAAGGGCUGGUGGACUAGUUGACUAUGAUGAUGAUGAGGAUGAUGAGGAUUACAGGCCACCACCAAGGAAGCGGCCAGAAGCUUCUGAAGAGGAUGAAGAGACGAUGGAGUAUCUCAGGCUGAAAAGAAAAUUGCCUCCAAAGGAUAAGGAUCCGGAGCUUAUAAAGAAGCAGAAGUUGUCUAAGAAUUCAAAAUCAAAAGAGAAUGUUUUUAAUGCCUUGUGUUCAACUUGGAGCCAGACUGUGCUACCUGGUAAGAAAACUGCAAUCAACAUUCAUACUGGUCCUUUGACAAUUGAUGGGAGGAUGAGCUCAAGUGAAGACAAUCAAGAAAAGGAGCCAAAUGUUUCUAGAAGCUGCUCUGAGAAUAGCAACGCAACAGCUGAAGAGAACUAUGUAGAGAAAGAAACGGCUGCAUCUAGAAACUUUUCUGAUGGACUUGGCACUUCUGAUAAUGGACAGUUGGGUUGCGAGGAACAUCCAUUGGUUUCUCCAAAAUCCUCUCCAGAGAUGGCCGUAAAUGGAUCUUAAGAUUUUAGAACCAUAUAGGGGAAGGCAAAUUGUGCUAUUUGACCUAUGGAUUUGCUGGUGGCAAAGUGGUUGCUGUGCCUAUUUGAGACAAAGGAGUUCUUUCUACCGGGGGGUAAGUUCUGAGUAUGCAUUCUGGGAGGACGUGUGGAAAUACUGUACAGUGCCACUGAGAGGCGGCAAGGUAUUAUACAGCAACUUGGAUCUGCUUCUAUGCUUCGGUUGGGUAUUUCGGGCUUUGAGCAUAGUAAUUGUUACUUUUGUAUAACAUUCACCAGCAAUAAUUCUGUCGUUUUCUUUUCAUUCUCCAAUUUUUUACCUCUUCCAGCUCCUUUGUCAUAAUUUCUGCAAGAGGAUUCUGGGUUAGUGUUUAGCUUUUUUUUUUUUUUUUUUUGUUAUCAUUUUUUUACCCUUUUUAAAGUUAUAUUGACUUCCUCAUAGAGGGCGCAAAUAUGCGCCCUACACAGGUUUUGCUUUUCUAUUUUUCCCCCUUUUUUGUAGUGGAUGUGAUAAUAGGGAUAUGUGCAGUGAGUUUCUAGGGCCAAUUUUUCACAGAUGUAGUAGGAAAAAAAAAGCAUCCGUUGUAAAUCUGAAUUGAACUAUGCAUUUGACUUACCGUGCAGUUCUGUCAUCGUAACUAGUUACGCUGGUUACUUCA